Molecule: messenger RNA, 717 nt
Organism: Dentiscutata erythropus
Lineage: Eukaryota; Fungi; Glomeromycota; Glomeromycetes; Diversisporales; Gigasporaceae
Source: the annotation of a GenBank genome assembly
AUGGGAAUUUCUGAAAUGACUUUAGGAAAACUAUACCCUGGCGCUUAUGGAGAGGAUACUUAUUUGCAAAUACUUGUUGCUUUGAAAAAGCUUCGUGCAUGUGAGGCAAAUGAGCAAUUUCCAAAUAACAAAAACUUGACAAACAAAUCUAAUGAUGAACCGAUCGACCUGGAGAGUGGAGAUGUUGUGGUUCUCAAUGAUGCAUCUGCUAACUUUGCAGACAUAAUCUUAGUUAGAAUGAAUGGUGUAAAAUGUCUAUUGAUGAUUCAAUGUAAAUGGGAUUACGGUUCAAAGGAGAUGACUGAGAAAAUAGUCGAUAAUGAAGACACCAAAAACUUAAACAAGCUUCUUUCUGAAAUUAAAAAGAUGUAUGAGAGUUAUGAGCUCAUUACAAUCAUCUUCACCACACAACCAUAUAGAGAGUUACAAAAAAAACCGGGCGUUUUAAUCAUUUCAAAAGACAAAUUUGAAAAACGUUUUGGCCCUGUUUUUUCAUCAUUGGCCACAUUUUUCUUUAUUAGAGCUACUAAUCCCAAUCUUGGGGACAAGAAUAGGUUGAAAAACACUCUAGUUGGCGAUGAAUCUAUUGAUAAUGUUAUUAAAAAGCGGCCAUAUAUUAAUGAGGAUCAUUUUUACAGAGAGAACCCGAAGGCGAAAAAACAGAAAUUGGAUUUUUUUCCACUCGAUGUACCAGGAACUGAUAUAUAUGCACCAUAG